Molecule: messenger RNA, 2247 nt
Organism: Anopheles moucheti
Lineage: Eukaryota; Metazoa; Arthropoda; Insecta; Diptera; Culicidae
Product: putative glycerol kinase 5
Exons: 6
Coding region: 553-2175 (540 amino acids)
Biological process (GO): triglyceride metabolic process; glycerol-3-phosphate biosynthetic process; glycerol metabolic process
Cellular component (GO): mitochondrion
Molecular function (GO): glycerol kinase activity
Source: RefSeq, a predicted model, not a curated record
UAAGCACAUUCUGCUGCAAAAAAUUGAGGUAAAAUACGUAAAACAAAUCAUGUAAUUUUGUGUUAAAAGAAAGGAGAAAAAAGAUAUACCGCAAAGAUUUAAGGAGGAGGACCAAACAUAUUCCCAUUCACCUGCCGGAAAAAGUGUUAUUUAAAUGGUAUAGUUUUACACAUGCGGAGGAUCACAUACGAUUCAUAUGUUGGUAUAGCUCUCGCUUCGAAUUAAUCAUCAGCAAUCAUCGCUAUCCCCACCGCUGCCGCCACUGCUUGUUUCUAUCAAUGGUUUUAUCGGCUCAAAUUGAAAUCGUACCUUUGAGACUGAGACGAUGACGGCGAUCUGGCAAAGUUUCUUGCGCAGUGGUGCAGCAACAACGUUUCCGUUAAGUAGCCGUGCGCAGUCUUCGCAGUCGGAAGUGAUUUGUGUUGCUGCAGAAAGUACUUUACUUUAGCACACUGGCCUUUGGCGUAUGACGAUAUGUAUGUGAUGUCGAGUUCAAGUGGCGCUUAAGGUACAUCGACAAACAAGCUUUCUUCAUUACUCUCUCAAUCACCAAUGGAAGCAACUGAUCGACAUUAUAUAGCCACGCUCGACGUUGGCACUACGACUAUUCGGUGCAUUAUAUACGCGGCAAGAACAAACGGAGAAACAUUCCCGGUCGGCACAGCCUAUGAUCACGUUAAAUUGAUUUAUCCGGCUCCGGGAUGGGUUGAAAUAAACCCGGAAAUACUAUGGACCAGUGUUUUACAAACCAUCCGACAAGCAACCGAAGAUGCGAACCUAUCGAUCGAUCAGCUCACCUGUUUGGCCAUAUCGACACAAAGAAAUAGUUUUACUUGUUGGAAUCGUAACACAGGCCAAGUGUACCAUAAUUUUAUCACUUGGAAAGACUUGCGGGCUGAUCAGCUGGUGAAAGAUUGGAACAACAGUCUAACGUUGCGUCUACUAAAGUUUGGGGCAAGCUUUCUACAUUUUUUCACCCGCAGCAAACGAUUUUUAGCAGGAAGUGUCAUCAAGAUGAUGAAUCCCCAGGUUACACUGCGGUUGUCCUGGGUUUUGCAAACAAAUCCCUCGCUUCAAGAGGAUUUGAAAAUUGGUAAUGUACUUUAUGGAACAAUUGAUUCAUGGUUAUUGUACCGUUUGCGCCAAGGAACCGAUCGUACAGGACUGGUGGAGCAUAUAAGCGAUGUUACCAACUGCACUUCUACAGGAUUCUACGAUCCUUUCGGUCAAGAAUGGGCUAGUUGGGCACUGAAUUUAUUUUCCAUCAAGAAAGAAUUACUUCCAAAAGUGGUCGAUAAUUCGUACGAUUUCGGUCACGUACAUGAGACACUUCUGGGAAAGAAAAUCAAAAUAGCGGCAUCGGUGAGCGAUCAGUCAGCCUCGUUGUGGGGUAACUGUUGUUUUGAACGGGGCGACGUAAAAAUCACUAUGGGAACAGGCUCCUUUCUCAACGUUAACACCGGAACAAAGUGCUUUGCUUCGGUGCAUGGACUCUAUCCGCUGGUAGGCUACAAGCUGCAGAGUGGAACUGGUUUGAUUGCUGACAUAAACUACCUCAUGGAGGGUUCGUCCAAUGAUACAGGAUCCAUCAUCGAAUGGGCGCUUAAUAUGGGUUUGUUCCAGGAUCCAGCAGAAAGCGCCACUAUGGCGCUGUCUGUCCCAAACUCAGACGGCGUCCUAUUCGUCCCUGCCUUCAGUGGACUUGGUCCACCUGUUCAGGACGAUAACGCCGGAAGUGGAUUUAUCGGGAUUAAGCCCUCCACGCGUAAAGAACACAUGGUUCGAGCCCUACUGGAAAGUCUCGCUUUCCGUGUGGCUCUUCUGUACGAUUGUGCUCUGAAGGAAACGGGUUUCUCUUUCAGCAGCAUCAAGGUUGAUGGAGGUGUUUCUAAGAAUGAUUUCAUCUGCCAGACACUGGCCAAUUUGACAGGCAUUGAUGUGGAACGGGGUAAAGUGACGGAUUCAACAGCGAUGGGUGCAAUGUUCAUGGCUGGGAUAAAUUGCGGCAUCUGGAACACGAAGCGACAGCUGAUUGAUGUAAGGAAAGUAGAGAAAAAGUUUUCGCCGGAUAUGGUUCAGAGAGAAAAGCAGCUAAAACAGCUGCGAGGUUGGGAGCGAGCGGUGGAUCGAUUUAAAAAAUGGUACAUACUGGAGGACAUUAAAAAUCUAGACUGAUUUUGUGAUAAUUUUUUUUAUAUAAUAGCGAGGCAAUGAGCAAUAAACAUUGGGUGGGUUGUAAAACGGUAA